ACUCCACAUGACCCCUCUCUCCCUAUCUAUCUCACACUACCUCUUCUUCUCUCUCCCCCUUACCUUCUUCAUAAAUACCACCAUCACCCUCCAAUCCUCCCAUCACCACCAUCACCUUUUACUUCCAACUCUUAUCUCUCUUUACCAUUCACCCUUUCUCACCACUCAUCUCAAACUCCAAAUGGCCAUUAGAAAAUCACAGAAACUACCUCAAACAGCCGUCCUUAAGCAGAUUCUCAAGAGAUGCUCAAGCUUGGGCAAGAAACACGGCUAUGAUGAUGAUGGCCUCCCACUUGACGUACCAAAAGGUCACUUUGCUGUGUAUGUUGGUGAAAACAGGAGUAGAUACAUUGUUCCAAUCUCAUUCUUGAGCCACCCUGAGUUUCAAUUCUUGCUUCAACGAGCAGAAGAGGAAUUUGGUUUUGAUCAUGAUAUGGGCCUUACUAUCCCUUGUGAAGAAGUGGUUUUUCGAUCUCUAACAUCAAUGCUCAGGUGAAAAGAUGAUCAGUAGUGUGAUGGUGGUGCAUGUUUGCUUGGAGUAGAUGGCUUAAGACGAAGCUGCCCUAUAGUUUCUCUUUUUUUAACGUCUUCUCCAUUGUGAUUCGUGAUAUUGUUUUUUGUUUCCAUGUAUUUUCUCUUUUAAACCCAGCUGGGUUUUUGUGUCUCUAAUUACUAACUUAGAUCCCAUGAAAAAAUGCAUGGGUUUGAUCUGUAUAAACUCUGGUUUUCCUCGCAGAUGUAGUUGUUAACACCACUGUGAGAGAAGGUUUAUGGAUUAAUGCAAAGGGUGAUUUACCUUUUUAACUUACAAA
Messenger RNA from Populus nigra (black poplar), 812 nucleotides. RefSeq names its product protein SMALL AUXIN UP-REGULATED RNA 12-like. The record is from RefSeq and is a predicted model, not a curated record. Bases 8 to 496 code for a protein of 162 amino acids. Lineage: Eukaryota; Viridiplantae; Streptophyta; Magnoliopsida; Malpighiales; Salicaceae. Gene Ontology annotation, biological process: response to auxin. The transcript has a single exon.